This is a messenger RNA of Fusarium coffeatum, 441 nucleotides long. RefSeq lists its product as uncharacterized. Gene Ontology annotation, cellular component: Ctf18 RFC-like complex. The record is from RefSeq and is a predicted model, not a curated record. The transcript has a single exon. Gene Ontology annotation, biological process: mitotic sister chromatid cohesion. Bases 1 to 441 code for a protein of 146 amino acids. Lineage: Eukaryota; Fungi; Ascomycota; Sordariomycetes; Hypocreales; Nectriaceae.
AUGUCUACAGCCAAACUCUACCCUCCAAGCAAAGGCUCUGCGGCAUCUAGCCCGUUGCCGCAGCUCUUGCAGACACCUUCAGGUCUAGCUCUUCUUGAGCUACAAGGGACUCUCAACUUACCUGAAAACGGCGAUGGCGAAGCUUUAAGCGGUGUUGAUGUUGGGAGACUUGACUUCCCAGACUAUGUCCCAGAUGCUGAGGGUUCUGCAUGGAUGAAGCGAGUUCAUCUUUAUGUUGGUCAACAUCAACGUCUCACCGGUGAAAUCAAGAAGCUACCCAAAGCGAUGGCUGUGGUACGAAAGAGGGAAAACAAGAAGAUUGUUGGCUCUGGGGGCGAGUCAGAGGAGCAGGGCGAGAACUUCGAAGUAGUUGAGAUUGUCAAGUACAAGAUCAUGUUCGGCAACCGACCUGAGCCUGUUGGAACCGCUAAUGCCACAUGA